ACCGAACAGCAAUAUGGCUCAUAGCAGUUUAGUUAGGAUAAUUGUCAUUAGUUUGAUUUACUAUACAAAACUAUCUGACGGUGCCUGUGUCUCCGGUCAGACAACAGGAAAACUACCAACAACCGACAGUUCCGACACCGGUUCAGGAAGGACAUUUGUUUUAAACUCUAUGGAUAACGACUACCAAAUAAACUGUUGUGGCUUUGUGACGACCUGGGAGUUCUAUGUCACUACUACCAAUGGCACUUUGUACGCUCAGGUGUGGCGACAGGUGUCCGGAGCCUGGACGUUAAUUGGACAGAACUCCUUUGAUAUUGAAACGGCAAAUUUCAAUGCAGUCUUCACUGGAUCUAUCACUGCCUCACAACAAAUAUCGGUCCAAGCAGGAGAUUACAUUGGAUUCAUGUCGUCGGGGGUCACCAUACCGUCAUAUUACAUAACAAAUAUGGGUAGCGGAAGUUCCAACGAAGACGUGAUUUACUCGGAUACAGCGACAGGGACAGUAGGAAGCACGGCCACCUUUUUACACUACAGAAAUAACAUAGAAUUUAGCAUUAAAGCUACAUUAUCACCAGGUAACACCCCACAGUUUGCAUCGCUACCCACGACAUUAUCUGCAGGUGAGGACACGGCGGUUGGAACGACGCUGAUAACGGUAACAGCAACGGACGCGGACUUGUCCGACAACCUGACGUAUACACUGACGUCAACAAAUCCUGCUUCCACGUCUUUUAACUUUGACCCGAUUUCAGGAAACCUGACCACUCUGACAACGUUGACUGUCGGUACUACCGUGUUCAGUUUUUCUGUAGUAGAUCUAUGCGGCAAUGCAGAAUCAGCCACUUUCACUCUAACUGUUGCAAACCAGCCUCCAGUUUUUCAAAACCUGCCGAAUACUACAGAAAUUAGUGAAGAUCUCUCGGAGGAGACGGAAUUAUUCAUUCUGACCGUUACCGAUCCGACAGUAGGAGAUGUAGUGACGUGCUCCUUAAAUAGUAUAGUUCCCACGACAAAUGAUUUGUACUUUUAUUACUCAGUCGGAAGAUCUAGGUACUCUAUUUAUCUACGAGGUGGCGCUUCUUUGGACUAUGAUACAGCCAGAGAGUACUUGAUGACCAUUAAUUGUACAGACACCAAGGAUUCAGUGAGUAGCACAUUUGUUGUGUACGUGUCCAAAAACGAACCGCCAGUCAUCACAAACCUUCCAGCAAGUGUUAGUGUAUCUCCAAACACAAUUGUCGGGACGUCCAUUUUUACUGUGACGACGACCGACAAAGAGUCCGCCCAGCUGUUCUACAACAUGACUUGUAUACCAUCUGAAUGUCCUUUUAAAAUAUUUGCAUCGGGUGCAGUCCUUACUGAAAGCAGUGUGGUAAAUGUAACGGAGCCAGGAUUUGACCUCUAUAUCUAUGUAUUUGAUGGGAAAAACCUUGUUGGACCCAAAGUACUCACUGUUCAAAUGAAAGAAACAGACUCCACCGCCACAUCAACAUCGACUGAUUGGCUGAGCACGGAUGCAAAAUAUAUACUGAUAAUCUUAACAAUCUUUGCUGGGUUAGCUACGUUCGCAGUGAUUGGAUUUUGUGUGCUGGUGUUCAAGAAAUCACCAAAAUCAAAAUCUAGAAAUAUUAUCAAAACUAAACCUUUUCUAUAAAUGUAGCACUUAUAAAAAUGUGCGUCAUACAAUUUGUAUAUAACAGGCAAAGAGGUUUUAAAAAGUAUAUUUUACAUCAUUCUAUGCUGUAACUUCUAAAGUAUAUAUAUAAUAUUUUUUGUUUACUUAUUAUGUAUAAUAUUUUGAAAUGUUUUUAACUCCGAAAUAGUAAAGAUUUAUAAAGAACGAAAUAGCAAACCAAACGGUUUUAAUAGAAUUGUACUUUCUAAAUUAAAAGGAAAAAAAAGUAAAAAAAAUUAGACAUAAAAAUCUCCAACAUACAAUUUAUAAUAAGCACAUUCAAAAUCAUGAGUUGUUUUUAAGUACACGAGACAACAUGGACUUGGAAGUGUACUUGCUUUAUUAGAAAUAUUAACUGAUAUAAAGUGAAUUGAUAGGAAAAUUGACGGACAACCUCCUGUGAACCCCCCUUUUAAAAUAACACACUUGACCAUGAAAGACAUAUAAAAUGUUCAAUACAUUGUUAAACUAUCGAAUGAAUAUACGUAUUUAUUAACAGUCUAUGUAAAAGCUAGCGUCAAUGUUAUUCUUUAUUUGUUUCUAGAGCGCCAGAGGGUGUGCUCUGAAAACUAAAGCAUCAACUAAAGCAAUCCUUCAUCAUUUAUCAAAAAUGUGGUGCUUUAAGUAACAAUAGUAAUACAUGUAAAUAUACUAAAAAUAAUACAUUUUUAUAUCUAAAUGUGUAAAUUAAAAUAUUGAAGGAACAAUUUAUGAUAUGUUAUUUUUAAGACACCUUUAUUGAUGUAGUUCAAUGUUGCAAUCGUUUAGAGAGUGUUUUAAACAAAUAUAAUAUUCUAGCUAAUUGUAUAAUUAUUUUACACGUCAGCAUUACUUGAAUAAAAAUUUUGUAAAUGUACCAUGUACACUUCUUGAAUUAAAUAUAGAUUGAAAUAUAUAUUUCUGUAAAUUUCAAUGAAUAGUUAGAGAAAGUAAUUUCGUUUUCAAACUAUUCAUCAAAGG
This is a messenger RNA of Magallana angulata, 2635 nucleotides long. RefSeq names its product protocadherin Fat 4-like. NCBI's taxonomy places the organism in Eukaryota, Metazoa, Mollusca, Bivalvia, Ostreida, Ostreidae. Gene Ontology annotation, cellular component: membrane. Gene Ontology annotation, biological process: homophilic cell-cell adhesion. The record is from RefSeq and is a predicted model, not a curated record. Bases 14 to 1654 code for a protein of 546 amino acids. Gene Ontology annotation, molecular function: calcium ion binding. The transcript has 12 exons.